Messenger RNA from Arabidopsis thaliana (thale cress), 1789 nucleotides. RefSeq names its product F-box/RNI-like superfamily protein. NCBI's taxonomy places the organism in Eukaryota, Viridiplantae, Streptophyta, Magnoliopsida, Brassicales, Brassicaceae. Bases 90 to 1202 code for a protein of 370 amino acids. The transcript is spliced from 2 exons. The record is from RefSeq and is marked reviewed.
AAAAUAUUUAUACAGAAAGACAGCGUCUCCGCGACGGUUGAAAUCCCUAGCCACCACUCUCUGUCUGAUUCUCCCCUCCCCGCCAAAACAUGAUAACUGGCGAUUCAAUCGACGGUAUGGAUUUCAUCAGCUCUCUACCUGACGAGAUUCUCCACCAUAUCCUCUCCUCUGUUCCGACCAAAUCCGCGAUCAGAACCUCUCUCUUGUCCAAACGGUGGAGAUAUGUUUGGUCCGAGACACCUUCUCUCUCCAUUGAUUGCCGUAGAGCCGAUCCUAAUUCGAUCGAUAAAACUCUAUCUUUCUUCUCCGCUCCCAAAAUCACAAGCUUUCAUCUUCAUACAACCUUACUCAACAGGAUUGAUUCUGUUAAUGGCUGCAUCGAAUUCGCCAUUUCUCACAACGCAGAGAAGCUUUCACUGGAGUCUCGUGAUUAUCGUGUCAGAAAUUACAAGUUUCCUGAUUUCUUCUACACCAAUUCAUCUGUGAAGCAACUCUUUGUCGACUCUGGAUCUGUUCAUUUGAUUCCCAGAUGCACUGUCUCUUGGACUUCUCUAAAGAACUUGUCUUUGAGCAAUUGCACACUUUCUGAUGAAUCAUUUCUUAAGAUUCUUUCUGGUUCUCCACUUCUGGAAAGCUUGGAGUUGUUGUAUUGUGCUGAAUAUAUGUGUCUUGAUCUGAGUCAAUCACAGCAUCUAAGAAGAUUGGAGAUUGACCGUAGCGAUUGGUUUAUGGGGCCAACGAAGAUUGUGGCACCGCAUCUCCAUUGUUUGAGAUUGAGACACUCGAGAUUACCAUGUAGUUUAGUUGAUGUCUCUUCUUUAACCGAAGCUGACUUGAACAUUUACUUUGGCGAUCUUAAAACUGUUACCGCUGGUUUUCUUCAACACAAUGUGGUCAAGAUGCUACAAAUGUUGCAGAAUGUAGAGAAGCUUACUAUUGGGGGUACCUUUCUUCAGAUGUUAUCUCUUGCCGCGCUCUGUGGUGUACCUUUUCCGACGCUCAAGGUCAAAACUUUGACUCUCGAAACGAUGAUUAUUCGGUCUGUUAUUCCUGGUAUAACAAAGCUACUACGGUACACACCUGGAUUACGGAAGCUAACAAUUCACACUGUGAAAUGCAGCAGCAUAUCGGUCGGUAUCUUUACCAUGAAACCUCUUUUACUCUCCUUCACAUAUAUGAUCAUAGUAACUAUGACAAAAUAGUGUUUAUCCAAGAACCAUGAUGAAGUUUUUUGACACUCUUUUUGUAUACAAGUUAUUAGUUUGCAUGAUGAAAUCCAUUUUUCUGUUUGACAGGAAUUGCAUCUCAAUGACUACUUGCGUAAACAUAGCUUGAAUCAGCGUCAAUGCUGGAGAUCAAAAGACUCGGUCUUCCCGGGCUCUCUUGAGACCAUUUCGAUGUUGGCGAGUAAACACGCAGAGUCCAAUCUCGUGGCUUUGUUCAUGGAACGUCUACUGAAAAGUACAAAAAGUCUAGAAACCAUGGUUGUACUCUUGGUAGAUUACCUUGAUGCAUUGGGUUUUGAAGAACUUCUUGCAAUGGCUACAACACUUUCUCACAACAAUGAUGUCUCUGUUUUGAUCAAACGAAGCUAUAUAAAGUAUGUAUCCAACACUUUCCCUCAACGAUAGUGUCUCGAUUGAUCAAAAGCAAAUGCCAUUGUUAAAUAUGUAUCAUUAGAUUUUCGACCUUGUAUACUGAAUCUGUAAAUCAGAUUAGUUGUAUUUCUAACUUUCAAUGAAAUUUCUGUAGCUUUUUGUUUUGUUUCGUGUCACUUCUUCAAAUCCGA